CUCUUGCAGGAUGCGUCAGGAGACUACUUUAUACCCGAGUGCUUCUUUCUUGCAUUGUACUCGUCGACAAAUGAUGGUGCGGACAAGCAGCUACAUGCACUUGGCCGCGCUGAUGGGUUUAUUGUCAGUGACGAGCGGGAGAUGAUUCCAACAUCUAACUUUCGAAGGUCUUUCAGGGAAAUAUCUGCCAAUGACAACAAACUCGCUUGUGGGCUGACGGAGUCAUCACACAAGUAUGCGAAACUUGUGCCGAAUCCUUUGUGCGUGAAAUCCCAAGGACGUAUGGUGUAUUUAGUCCCUCUCAUAAUCUUCAUGGACGACAUAUCCAGCAAUAUAUCCAAGCAAUGGAACAAGCACCAUGCAGUGUACAUGUCAAACGCGAAUCUACCUUGCGAGAUGCUCGAGAAAGAGUUUUGCAUUCGAUUCGUCACGUCAUCUCCUCACGCAGCCCCAAUGGAGAUGAUGAGUGCCAUGCAAGAAUCAAUUAGGAAAGCUGCGGAAUCUGGAGUCUUCACUUGGGACUGCAAGCACGAAGAAGAAGUUAUGCUGGAGCUAUAUGGUCUGUUUCUCAGUGGCGACAAUCCCAUACAGGCCGAGGAAUGUAGCCAUGCAGGGCUGCAUUGCAACUACUUCUGCAGGACCUCGUGUCCUACAACGUGCGAAGUUGGCGGAACAAAAGAGUACAAAGAGUCAGAUGAGGGCUACAAGAGUAUCUUCGUGCCAGGAAAACUUCGCACUCCUGCGGGAACGGCAGAAGAGAUUCACGCGCAGUUUUCUUCUGCGCUUGCUUCGGGUGCAACAGAGAAGGUUAAGAAAUCUGUCGCUUCGUCAGGUGUGAAGGACACGAUAACUGGUUACAUUCUCGAGACGGUUGUUGAGCUGGGGAAGAAACUUCGCAAACGGGGUGCUGGCAUUCAGGCAAAGCCAGAGGCAGAAGUCAAGGCUAUCCUAGAGAAGCAACUCAAAGACCUCCUGCAAGGGAGCGCUCUCAAUGACGCCAUCAAUCCAUUACUGGGCGUGGAAGGAUUCAAUGUUCAUCAGGACACACCAACAGAAAUUCUACAUAUGGUUCUACUGGGAGUCGUCAAGUACUUUUGGGGUCAAUCUGUUUAUCUUCUCGAGAAGGCAAAGCUUUUGGAUGUUUUUCAAAUGCGUCUCGACUCUAUCGAGAAGGCUGGGCUCAAUGCUCCAUGUCUCAACGCUGAGUAUAUCUGUCAUUAUAAGGGUGGGCUCAUAGGGAAACACUUCAAAAGUUUGGCACAGGUCAUGCCCUUUCUCAUUCAAGACUUACUGCCGAGAACAGUACUUGAUGGCUGGACGUGUAUUGGUGAGCUCGUUGUGUAUGUUUGGCACACAGAGAUAGAUGAUAUAGAGAUAUACUUGACGAAGCUUUCCUGGACAAUUGAGUAUUUCCUCAAUGUCACAGCAAAAUGCGCACCAAGCAUUCUCAUCUCAAAGCCGAAAUUCCACUUUUUGGUCCAUCUUCCUGCAUACAUUCAAUGCUUUGGACCAGCCAUUCUCUUUUCCACUGAACGAUACGAGUUGUUCAAUCACGUGUUCCAGCUGGCAUGUAUACAUAGCAAUCGACAAGGUCCAAGCCAGGAUACAUGCAAAGUAUUUGCGAGGCAAGAUAUCAUCAAACAUAUCGUGACCGGCGGUUACUGGUUUGAUAGUGUUAGGAAAAAGUGGAUUCAGGCAGGUGACGCAGUUUUGAACUACCUUGACAAGCAUCCAGAGCAAGCACAGCUUUUAGGAAUUCAUAUACGAGAACCUCCUAAAGUAACUAUCAACGAUGAACGGCCUGCAGCAGCAAAACCUGUGAUGUGGACAGCAACGCGCUGCGCCAUGCUCGAGCUCUCACAACCUGUCUGUAAUGCUCAAUACCGCGAAGGCGUCUCGUUGAUUCUUGGCAAUGGCGAGAAAGCAUCCUUAGAAGGCCAUAUUAUUUUCAACGACUCUUCAACAUCCCACACAGCCAUUGGGCGCAUUCGUGAGAUCCUGAUUUCAAACUCUAACAAAGCCGUGAACCAUGUCGCCAUUCAGAAAUUUGCUUUUGGACCUGUUUUGCAUCCUUUGCUUCACCUCCCCACUCUCGAGCUCACGGAACUCGAGGGUUUGAUAAUCCAACAGGAACAUGAGGUUGUUAUUAGCCCACAAGAAAUCGUUUGUAUAGUAAACAUCCAGCAUGACUGUGUCAAAUCACAGUGCACAGACACCAGUCAAUGUCGCCUUCGUCAAGAGCGAACCGAGACCACACGUACGAAGUCCGUCAUUCAGCACAAAUCCUCACUGUUCUACUUGCUCAAUGCUUACUUGAUUCACAACUAUGCCCAAAUUCGAUCUGUCAUUCCUCCGUCACUUUGCGAGACAUCAUUGAGGGUCAAUAAUGCAGCAGCUCGUCAAAUCCGGGAGAAGAAAGCAGCCAAG
Suillus plorans is the source of this 2427-nucleotide messenger RNA. RefSeq lists its product as uncharacterized. The annotation marks the transcript as partial. Lineage: Eukaryota; Fungi; Basidiomycota; Agaricomycetes; Boletales; Suillaceae. The record is from RefSeq and is a predicted model, not a curated record. The transcript is spliced from 10 exons.